Molecule: messenger RNA, 1131 nt
Organism: Mya arenaria
Lineage: Eukaryota; Metazoa; Mollusca; Bivalvia; Myida; Myidae
Product: complement C1q-like protein 2
Exons: 3
Coding region: 164-856 (230 amino acids)
Molecular function (GO): protein binding
Source: RefSeq, a predicted model, not a curated record
CUUUAGAUUUACUUAAAUUGAAUAUUGAAUAUCAUCCCAGGUCACAAAUGGGCUUUUGGUGGAUUAUUUUAUAUAUCAGUGGCAGUACCACUACAGGUAGUGAAGUGUUUUGGUUUCCAAGUUCUAGAUUUCGUUCGAAUUGGAAAACAAGGAGAACAGCCUUAUGGACAUAUUGCUUGAACUAAAGCGAGAAGUUUCAGCAUUACAUAAAGAUAUAGAAAACCUUACGAUAGAAAAUGUACUUCAAGAAACAACAAUUAAGGAUCUUAAACAUAAAAUAGAAGAAUUAGAGCACAAACAUGCAGCCCAAAACAUGGAAUCUCAAAAAGCUCCUUCACGUGAGGAUAAGGACGAUGACUCGAUCCGUUCAGGAGAAAACAUAAACCAUGAUGCUCCAACUACGCCGAGACUUCCGCCAUGGCUGCUGUCGCGUCAACGCCGGGCUGUUGGCAACGCUGCAUUUUCCGUUUACUUGUCUCAGUCGAAACAGCACAUGACGAACGAAGCGAUCAAGUUUGACAGAAUUCUUCUCAAUGACGGAAAUGUCUACAACACUUUCACUGGCGCUUUUACGGCGCCGCUUUCUGGCGUUUACCUCUUCACAUAUCACUUUGAUUCCACGACGUCGACGUUCGUUCGUCUCGUCGUUAACGGCGUAAAUGAAGUCGACGCCGUAGCCAAUCCGCACGUGGUUUCCGGUCCGCGGCAGGCACAGUCCAUGGGCGGAAACACGUGUAUCAUUCACGUGAGUCACGGCCAGGCGGUCCAGGUACAAGUGUUUGAAAUUCCGGACGCUACAAUCGACUCGAGUGACAAUUUUCACUUUUCUACGUUCUCUGGCGUCUUGUUGUAUUAGUAUAUGUAUAAAAUAUGACUAGUCUAAAAUAAUAAGUUCUGUAUUGUUAACACUGCAACUAUUUGUACGCAGAGGCACAAGUUUGUUUACUUAAAACAUCAAAAUAGCAUAAAAAAAAAUAAUUUAAAAAUAUAUAUUUCCGUGUUAUCGUUUUACUUGUGUUUUUAUUACGUUCUUAUCAAAAUUUAACUUUUAUACCACAUUUUGGCGAAAUGAAACUAAUUGUGUACAUCAUCAAUUGGAAAUCGUUUUGCAUCUUUUAGAUAGCAAUUAUC